Molecule: messenger RNA, 2398 nt
Organism: Oreochromis niloticus (Nile tilapia)
Lineage: Eukaryota; Metazoa; Chordata; Actinopteri; Cichliformes; Cichlidae
Gene: asphd1
Product: aspartate beta-hydroxylase domain containing 1
Exons: 6
Coding region: 318-1409 (363 amino acids)
Cellular component (GO): membrane
Source: RefSeq, a predicted model, not a curated record
UGAUCAUGUAAUUAGGCGGCUGCAUUUUGUAGGUUACUGUAAUGAUUAUUAAUAGCUUAUGAUGGCUGCAGGAGGCUUAAUCCGCAGGAGUGGUAAUGAAUAACAAAUUGUUAAUCACAGCAAAUUCGGUCGCAAUUCAGCACAUGUUUACAUCACAGGCCACUCGGAUCGGAACAUCACCGCGAUACCGUAAAAUCUAAUCUCAAAUGCCAUUUCGUUUUAUAAAGCGUAGAAGCGUAAAUGUCUAUUUAUUAAAGGCUGUUGUUACAGGUGUUGAUGUGGGGAAGAAAAGAACCAGUGUCUCCCAAAAUUAAAGGAUGCACUGGUCAAUGAACACGCUUCCCUUGACUCCGUAUAUGGAGCUGGGUGUACACUCACUGAGCGGCCUUCUGUGGACUCUACUGCUUUUGUUUCUGUGGCACUGUUAUCGGAUGGGCUCUGACCUGCCAAUCCCAGGCCAUGCGCAUGCUGGAAAGCUCAAGUCAAGCUCAAGGAGGUCCAUGAUGUCCCGUAGCGGUAGCUGUAUUGGAACAAAGUGCAGUGCACGAUCCAAGCUGUCCAGGAGUGAUCCAAUUAGUCCCUUUAUUUCCAUGGAAACAGUGGAAGACGAUGAGCAGGGACGGGGCUACCUCACCCCAGUCCUGAGUCAUGCCUUGUUCCCUGCCCAGGCAUCUGCAGAAGCCAAGAAGUUGUACACAGCCCUGCAGGAGUACGCCAAACGCUACAGUUGGGUGGGCAUGGGCCGCAUUCAUAAGGGCCUCCGUGAGCAGGUCAGACUGAAUGAUCACUCUGCUAUACAGAAGCCUCAUCUCUUCUUCCUGCCAGAUGUUCCAAGUGUGCCUUUUUUCCCACGUGACGCUCAUCGACAUGACAUUGAAGUCUUGGAAGCCAACUACCCCGCGAUCCUGGCUGAAUUCCAGGCUGUCUACCAGAAGGGCAUUGACUCAAAAUUAGGCUGGACCUGUGUAGGACCAAAGGGCCAAGCUGUGUUUCCUUUGUACAGCGCUGGUGUCUCUGUGGCAGGAAACUGCCGUGCCUGUCCCUGCACCUACCGGACACUUCUGUCUUUACGUACUUUUAUAAACAGCAACUCAUUGGGAUCAGCAGGAUUUUGGCUGCUGGGCCCUGGAGCAACUUUGGGAAGCACAUAUGGACCCACUAAUACACGCCUGCGUUGUCAUCUGGGUCUGCAGACUCCACCCCUGUGCGAGCUGGUGGUGGGAGGGGAGCCUCAGUGCUGGUCAGAAGGACACUGCCUCCUGGUUGAUGACUCCUUCCUUCACACUGUCUCCCACAAGGGCCCUCCAGAUUCUAGACCCAGCGUCAUUUUGAGCGUGGACCUUUGGCAUCCAAAUGUGGCUGCAGCAGAGAGACAAGCCCUGGACUUCAUGUUCAGCCCUGACCUCUAAAAUGUUUUUGUUUAUCUGUGUACUUGUAUACAACAUGAAGAGAUGCCUUACAUUAGACCUGGUUGUCCUGGGACAUGCAUCUCAUUCCAGUAAAUUAACUGCUGUGUGAAUCUGCCUCAAGAAUUACACAAGCCAUUAGCCAUGCUUUCAAGUGCUGUUGGAUGUAGGGUCUACACCGAUAUUUACCACAUGAAUGCAUUACACUGUUGUUAUUCAAGGCUGGAUGCUAGGCCACAAACUAAGCAUCACUUGAAAGCACAAAGAGCAGAUCCAGCGUUAGCAACUUGGCAUCAUAACUUUAUGCAUGUGAAAACUACUGGAGUUUAUUUUCAACUGUUGAUGCAUGUGCUAAUAUGCUAUGGGAAUGAUUCAACCAGAAAAACUGUGAAAACCAAAAAAAAGAUAAAUAUUACAAUUGUAAUGUAAAAUUAUUUUUAUUUUCUAAAACUAUUGCCAAAAAUAUUUUGACUAAUAUAUACUGUGGUUCCUUCUUUUCCUAUGUACAGUCCUCUGUGUAUGCUUGGAUAUUUCUAUCUAGAAGUGCUUUCCUAUAGUUUUGUUUAUAACUGAUUGCCAUGCAGUGGUUUACAUAUUAUACGACAUAUAGUACUGUGCAAAAGUCUUGAUCCAUCCGUCAGUUCUUUAUAUUUUGCUCGGAAAAUGGGACGUAGGUGCAGUGAUUUAUUGGAACAUAUAAGAACACACAUGAUAAUUCAGUAAAUAAAGUAAAAAUAGAAUUGUAAAAUUAUAAUAAGCUUGAAAUUCAAUAUUUAAUAUUUAAUAUUAAAUUGAUAUUUAAUAUCAAUAUUCAAUAUUUAAUAUAGACACAAUAAUAAUAAUAAUAAUAAUGAUAAUAAUAAUGAUGAUGAUGAUGAUGAUGAUGAUGUUUUGUGGCUCAAAACUUUUGCACAGUGCUAUAUAUGAGGCUUUUGUCAAUGCUGUUUGGAAAUCAAAAACCAAAUAAAUGAUCAAACCAUUAUUGUCUUGCU